CCCAGACGAGAAGGAUGCCGUCGUGCGCUCCUCUGAGCCUCCUCUCCCGCCGUGCCUAGCUCUCGUGUGUGUCUCCCCCUGUGUUAACACCCCCUCAGGGUUUGCUAACUAACCCUGGUGCAAAUUGUAUUGUUUGUCUACGUGUUUCUGACAGUGUUAUCCUAAAUCAAGUGAUUUUUUUAUUAAGAAAAAAAGGAUCAUAUUUUAGAAGCAAAAGGGUAUGACAAAAAUAUAGCGAGAGAUUGUUAGAAAAAAAAAACCCGAGGAAUAUUUGUGCAUGUGUGUGUGUUGUUUUUCGUCUUGUUCCUUCUGACAUUCGCCAACAGUGACCAAGAACACGAUGUUGUGAUUCGUACCUGUACAAACCUGGAAUCGUCGAAGGUUUUUCUUCGAUUUUGCUGUUGCGUGUGCAUCGCUCUGCAACGACCGGCGAGAUGUGGCGAAGAAGACAGGCGCUCCUUAUAACGACGUCGGUUUUGUGCAUCUUCUUUCAACAAGGAUGGUGUCUCCUGCAGUCCUUCCGCGUUCCUCCUCAGGACAUCGAGGCCGUGGCAGGAGACGACGCGCUUCUGAGAUGCGAAGUUGACAACCAGCAAGGCAAAGCACAGUGGACUAAGAACGGCUUCGCUCUAGGAUUCAACCGGUCGAUCCCCGGCUUCUCCCGGUUCUCCAUGACCGGUCCCGAAGCAGAGGGCGUCCACAACCUCAAAAUAAGGAACGUGACACUGGAGGACGACGGUGCCUACCAGUGCCAAGUGACACCAAAGGGAGACGCGCUGCCCAUCCGACACGCUGCGACACUAACCGUCUUGAUUCCUCCCUCAAGCAUCGAAAUCGUGGGACGUCGAAAGAACGAGCGGAUAACGGAAAGAGCAGGGAAUUCAAUCACCCUUGAAUGUCUCGUCAAGGAUUCCAAGCCUGUGUCUCAGAUACAGUGGUUUAGAGACGGUGCUGAUAUUAGUCUAGAAUCAACCACAACCGCAGAGUCAGAAUCGGAGACGAACAGCCAUCUCAUGACCAUUCGUUCUACCAUCACGAUCACGCUCUCGCACACGGACAAUGGCAAGAGAUACGGAUGUCGCGCUAUCCACCCCGCCCUCGAACGUACGGCCACGACCAUGGAAACUGAAGUCACCCUCGACGUCCAGUACGAGCCCGGUUUCCCUGAGAUCACCGGUUACACGGAGGGCGAAAUAGUACGUGCAGGUGACAAGAAAACGCUAACGUGUAGAGCGCGAGGUGGAAACCCUUUGCCGGAAGUCUUCUGGUACAAGAAUGGCCAGCAGGUCGACAAGAAUUACAUCAAACACCAGAGUUAUGUCGUGAAUGAAUACGAGUUCGAGGUGGAUGCGUCCGAUAACAUGGCUAAGUACGAAUGCCAUGUUAUGAAUGUGAUGACGUCACAGCCCAAGAAAGCGGAAAUACACCUCAGGGUUAAUUUCGCCGCGUCCAAAGUGACCAUCACGGGGCCUAGCCAAGCCAAGGUCGGCGAUGUCAUCACGAUCACGUGCGUCGCCGAGAACUCGAACCCGCCCUCGGACGUCAACCUCGUCAUCAACGGCCAGACGCCCCCCGGAGCGACGUCCAGGACGCAGAAGGUGCCCAAUGGAGGCUGGAACACGAUCACCAACCUGACGCGGUACGAGGUUCGGCCCAUCGACGCGGAUCUGAUGGUGAAUUGCUACGCGCUCAACCAGGCUCUGGGGUCGACCAAGAUUGACACGGAAGUUAUUAGCGUCCUGCGCCCGCCCGAGACCCCCGUCAUCCUGGGGUACGAGCGGGGCCAAGAACUCCGGAAGGGAGACCGCCAGCGCCUCACCUGCGUCAGCAACGGCGGCAACCCCCUGGCGACGCUCACCUGGUACAAGGGCUCCCAGAAGCUGCCCUCGGAGACGCACCACGACGCCGUCACAGCGCUGGCCGACGUCGACAUCCUCCUCGACGAAUCGGACAACGGGGCCGAGUAUCGCUGCGAGGCCACCAACGAGGCCACGGUGCACCCGCUGGCCAACUCCACCGUGCUGAGUGUCAUGUUUCCUCCUUCUGCGGUCAAGGUCAGAGCUCACCCUCGAGUGAUCAACGCAGGGAGUCCGAUGACGCUAUACUGUGAGUCAGCCUCGAGCAACCCUUACGCCAAUAUCACGUGGUGGAGAGACGGGUUCGAGGUAGACGGAGACUACAGUAUGGAGACGAAGCCAGGGCAGUUUGGCGGCACUGUGACCAACUACAGCGUGAGAGUCGAAGUAACAGCCGACGACGACGGGGCUGUCUACACGUGCCAGGCAGACAACGGCUUCGGUUCCACAACUCACGAUGCAGUUACCAUCUCCGUUCACUACUCCCCCGUGUGGGUGAAGGAACCCCCCAAGGCCCUCGACGUCAAGGAGGGCGAAAACGUCAUGCUCAACGCCAGCGCCCGUGGAAACCCCAACAGCCUGACGUACCUGUGGCGACGCGGCGAGGAGGUGGUCAUGGCAGACAACAUCCUCAACAUCUCGAGCAUCACGAGGGACCAGGCGGGCGUCUAUUCACUCGACGUUUCCAACUCCGAGGGCAACAUCUUCAGGAACGUGUCGAUUAACGUCAAGUACGCUCCGAUCAUCACUGAAGUCACGGGAAGCAGCAACGUUUCCGAAGGCGACUCCGUAACGCUGGUGUGUCACGUGGACGCCGUGCCGAGCCCCGACAUCGAGUGGAGGAGAGAAGGUUACAACUUCGAGAGAACGAAGACGAAGAAGCACGCGACGAGGAACAUCGCCGAAAUGACGAUAUCGAACGUGACCAAAGAGGACACCGGAGUCUUUGCGUGCUUCUCCAAGAACGAGAUCGGCGAGGCAACGGUAGUCAACGCUACCGUCAUUGUUAAACACAAACCCAUCAUAGACACGGCCCCCCAGUUCCAGAAGGCGGCGGCGGAGGCAGGGGGUAACGUCCAGAUGGUGUGCAGGGCAAAGGGCGCCCCCUAUAUCGACUUCACUUGGUACACGAGCGAGAACACGCCCAUCGAGAAAGCUAUCUAUUCGCGAUUUACUAAUAGAUACAGGGUCGAGGAUAGAAAGCUGAUAGACGGUCUGGUAACGUACGAAAGCGUUCUGCACAUAAACAACGUAACAAGCAAAGACUACGGUUUCUUCCAAUGCCAAGCACGCAACUCCAUUGGCUCCUCGCACACAGUCAUUCAUCUGGACGGGACGAGUAGGCCUGAUACUCCUCUCGAUCUGAAGGUGUUGAAUUUCACUCACGAUUCUGUGGACUUGGAAUGGACCCCUGGCUUUGACGGGGGGCUGCCGCAGAAAUACCGAGUCAGAUACAACAUUGAUACAACCAAACGAUACCAGUACGUGGACGUUUACCCCGAGAACUCGACUGUCUUCACCGUCACAGGACUUGCUCUCGGGACGUCUUAUGCCUUCAGCGUCCUAUCGUACAAUGACAAGGGAGAAUCUGGCUUUACUGAUACGGACGUGAAGGCUACAACACUGAGGAUAGCCCCCCCUCAGGAGCGCCCCGUGGAAGGGUCCAAAGUGCCAGCUGGAAGGGUGUCAGGGAUUAUAGUGAUCACUAUAACCCUCGUGGGCAUCGCUCUCCUCAUACUGAACGUGGCACUCGUCGCUUGCUUCAUCAAACGGCGGCGCCUUCAAGCAUCAUCAGACAAGAGUUCCAGCAAAAGCACAACCAUUGAGAUGUACGCACCGUCGUCUUACACGGGCACUGUGACGGGCGAGACCUUGUCAUCGAUAUCCGAGAAGUCGAGGGAGAGUUAUGAACACGAGGACUCGACCGACGAGUACGAGGCCGAGGCGUCGAGGGCGAACGCCACGAGCACCUACUUGAUAGAGCAACUCGAGCCCCCCUCCCAGUACGCCACGAGACCCCCUCCCACAUCCUUCCGCCUCCCCCCUCUCACAAUGACCUCAACAUUGAAGACGGUUAUGAUGAGAUGAUCAGGAACCAGUAUAAUAUAGACCACACCGGCGGCUACGGCACCCUGGGCAGACGGAACCCGGCGCCCGACCACUACAACAUCAACCCCGCAGACAGCCACUACCCGCCGCCCACCCACCGCUACAACACCUACCAGCCGCCCACCCAGCACAUCCUCACCGCCCACAGCCAUGCCCAGAACAACGGGUCCCUUCGGCGGAACCCCCCGUCUAA
Penaeus monodon (black tiger shrimp) is the source of this 4158-nucleotide messenger RNA. Its product is annotated as nephrin-like. Gene Ontology annotation, cellular component: cell-cell junction. The coding region runs from base 435 to 3944 and encodes 1169 amino acids. The record is from RefSeq and is a predicted model, not a curated record. Gene Ontology annotation, biological process: cell-cell adhesion. Gene Ontology annotation, molecular function: cell adhesion molecule binding. The transcript is spliced from 21 exons. Lineage: Eukaryota; Metazoa; Arthropoda; Malacostraca; Decapoda; Penaeidae.